ACAAGGCAGACAACAGUGGAGGCCAUGGCCAUAAAAUUUUGUUGCUUUUCUAAAGACCCACUAGUGGAUGCUGAUACUUGGAGUGAAUCAAUAGACAAACUAUUGACCUGCAAAGCUGGUCAGGCAGCUUUCCAGGAGUUUCUGAGGUCAGAGUACAGUGAGGAGAACAUCCUGUUCUGGCUGGCCUGCGAAGAAUACAAGACGAUCAAGAGCACUCCAGAGAUGAUCACCUCUGCAAACAGAAUAUAUACAGAGUUUGUGCAAGUGGAGGCCCCCAAACAGAUCAACAUUGACUGUACCACCAGAGCAAAUAUAACCAAGAACAUUUCCCAGCCCAACCUGAACUCAUUUGAUACAGCACAAAAGCUAAUAUAUUGUCUUAUGGCUAGAGACUGUUACCCAAGGUUCUUAAAAUCUGAUGCCUACCAAAGCAUUUUGAGAACCGGAGGCAAAGGCUGAACGUAACAACACAUGUGGAGUACAAAACCGAAUGUAAAUAGAUUAAUGUAA
This is a messenger RNA of Alosa sapidissima (American shad), 510 nucleotides long. It is a transcript of the gene rgs1, whose product is annotated as regulator of G protein signaling 1. The transcript has 4 exons. The record is from RefSeq and is a predicted model, not a curated record. The coding region runs from base 25 to 459 and encodes 144 amino acids. NCBI's taxonomy places the organism in Eukaryota, Metazoa, Chordata, Actinopteri, Clupeiformes, Clupeidae.